Molecule: messenger RNA, 766 nt
Organism: Microcebus murinus (gray mouse lemur)
Lineage: Eukaryota; Metazoa; Chordata; Mammalia; Primates; Cheirogaleidae
Product: cystatin-C-like
Cellular component (GO): vesicle; cytoplasm
Molecular function (GO): cysteine-type endopeptidase inhibitor activity
Source: RefSeq, a predicted model, not a curated record
GCAGGGUAAAAGCGCUGCAGCCUGCAGGAGGGGGCUGAGGUCUCAGGAUCAUACGUCGGCUCCUCUGCAGCUCUGGCUCCUCGCUGUGCAUUUGAGCAGACCAUGGCCGGGCCCCUGCGUGCCCCACUGCUCCUGCUGGCUAUCCUGGCCAUGACCCUGGCCAUGACCCUGGCAAAGUCUGUGGCAAAGAACUCCAACCGGCUGGGUGGCAUGGAGGAGGCAGAUGUCAAUGAUGACGAAGUGCAGCGGGCACUGGACUUUGCCACUAGCAAAUACAACGAGGAGAGCAAUGACACAUACUACAGUCAAGUGCGACAGGUGGUGCGUGCCCGCCAGCAGGCCGUGGCUGGGACGAACUACUUCUUUUAUGUGAAGAUGGGCCGGACCACGUGUACCAAGUCUCAGCCCAACUUGGACAACUGUCCCUUCCAGGAGCAGCCGAGGCAGAAGAGGGAAGAGCUCUGCUCCUUUGAGAUCUACAGUGUGCCCUGGGAAGAUUCGAUGACCUUGGUGAAAUCCAGCUGUCGGAAGGCCUAGGAGUCUGUGCCAGGCUGGGCUGCACCCCCCCAUCUUCCCCACAUCUCUCACCUUCCUGUAGUGUUCCCUACCCUUGGAUGGAGGCGCCGCCCUGGUGCAGGUCUCCUCCCCGCACCAGCACCGGGAGGGAGGCAAAUAGAGAAGGCUUCAGGAGGCCUUUGUUGACCAGCCAACUGGCUCUACCUGUUCCUUUCCCCCUACUGCUUCUCAGACUCGCUGGUACACCACA